Parus major (Great Tit) is the source of this 624-nucleotide messenger RNA. RefSeq names its product epidermal growth factor receptor kinase substrate 8-like protein 2. Gene Ontology annotation, cellular component: plasma membrane; vesicle; ruffle membrane. Gene Ontology annotation, biological process: Rho protein signal transduction; regulation of Rho protein signal transduction; positive regulation of ruffle assembly. The record is from RefSeq and is a predicted model, not a curated record. Lineage: Eukaryota; Metazoa; Chordata; Aves; Passeriformes; Paridae. The transcript is spliced from 3 exons. Gene Ontology annotation, molecular function: actin binding. Bases 56 to 430 code for a protein of 124 amino acids.
GUGACUGAAGAACUGAUUUCAUUCCCCACCUGUUUCUACAGAACUUAUUCACCAAAUGGAUGAGCUGAAUGACGAGCUGCUGAAGAAGAUCACAAACAAUAAAAUUCAGCCUCCCCACAGGAAUUUCAAAGUGGAAAAGCCUCAGCAAGUUUUUGUACCCCUCACCAUUGAAUCCAGCACUGAAGAAGUCAAAGCCUGGCUGGAGGCCAAGUCAUUCAGCAAAGAGACCGUGGAACACCUGGGCAUCCUCACCGGAGCUCAGCUCUUCUCCCUCAACAGAGAGGAGCUGAAGAAGGUGUGUGGUGAUGAGGGAAACAGAGUGUACAGCAAGAUCACGGUGGAGAAAAACCAGCUGGAGAAAAGCAGAGGAGAGUCAGAGCUCCAAGAAAUCAUGAAGCGCCGCCAGGAAAGGAUUGAUUCUGCUAAUUAAAGUCUCUCUGCUUUAUUUCAGCUCUUAGCCCUAAGUAGUGCAGAAAAAAAGGGAAUGAAAGCAAUGAUUCCCGGCCCGGGCCGGAGGCAGCAGAGCUCCCCUUGGGGUCCAGCUGCCAUCAGAGUGACAAUUCCUUGAACACUGUUGGGAAGGGUUGACAAUAAGACCAUGUCCCACUGGGAAAGGUGUUUUAA